GGCAAGUCGGACGGGGAUGCGCUUGGCUGGGGCCGCCGCUACCGCCAGCUUGUUCUCCGCAGUUGCCGCCGCCGCCGCCGCCGCCGCGCCAGGCCGAACCCAGCUCCAGACCCCGGUGGUGGGGCCAUGGUGGCUGCUGCUCCCGCUGCAACCGCGGCCAUGAGGAAGAGCUUCCUGGUGCCCGAGAUCAAGCCCUUGGAUCAGUAUGAUUUCCCUCGGGCGCGCAGUGCUGCCAGCCUGGCCUGGGUGCUCGCCAAGGGCUACGGGGGUGCAGAGCACGUCCCUGCUGAGCUGCGGGAGCCCUUCUACACGGACCAGUAUGAACAGGAGCACAUGAAGCCUCCCCUAAUCCGCCUGCUGCUCUCCUCGGACAUCUACUGCCGUGCCUGGCGUCAGGCCCUGCCCCCGGGCCCAGAUGGUGCUCCUCCCCCCAAGGAGAAUGCGGCCUUGCUGCAGCUCCUGGCCCAUCGGGGCCUGGUGCCCACCUUCCAGGAGAAGCCCGUCAAGGAGGCCGACCUGCACCACAAACCCAUCCGGCUGGGUGCUCACUUGGCACUGAUUGACUCGCUGAUGAUAGCAUUCGCAUUGGAAGCCACCCGCUCAUGGAGCGCUGUGCCCGGUGCUGAUCCAGCUGCCAUCUCCUGGGACCAGAAACUUCUGCACUGGAUAGACAUGAUCAUCCACAAGAUCCAGCAGAACACAGAGCAGGAAUGUUCUCAGCGCUCUGCUCCUGGCACAGACGGCCAGACGGCGGCCUCCAACAGUGGUCCCAAGUGUCCCACAAGGUGGUACUGGAAACUGGUUCCUCAUGCCAUCGCUUUUUGUUUGAAGGAGUCGGGGAAUAAGCCUCCUGUGAUCCGCUACCGGAAGGACAAGGCACUGCCCAAACAGACUCCCUGUUUCCCUGCCAUCACAGGCCUGAAGGAUCUUGCCAGCGGGGCCGCCAUUGCUGCCACCAUCCACUACUACUGCCCCCAAGUUGUACGCCUCGAGGAUGUGUGCCUGAAGGAGACGAUGUCUGUGGCAGACAGCCUGUAUAACCUGCAGCUCAUCCAGGGCUUCUGCUCCGACUACCUGGGUCGCUCCUGCUUCCUCUCGCUGGAGGACCUGCUGUACAUGCCCCCAACGCUGAGGAUCAAUGUCGGUGUGUUCCUGGCCGAGUUGUUCCUGUGCUUUGAGGUGCUGAAGCCAGACUUCGUGUGCCCGAAGGAGCCGCCCAGACUUCAAGAUGCCCCUGGGUUGAGUGACGCUUUGACACCCAAUAGUGGGAACAACAACAGCAGCUCCCCAGUGUUCAACUUUCGCCACCCACUGCUACCUGGAGGGCAGGCGCAGUCCCCCCUCUGUGGUUCCUUAGGCUCCUUGCAUCAUUCCACAUCCAUGUCCCACGUAGAAGGCUUUGGGAAAGCGUGGAGCAAGAAGCAGCUCAGCCACCCGCUGUCCCAGGCUGUCUCCUUCAGCAUCCCCUUUGGCCUGGACAGCGAUGUGGACAUUGUGAUGGGCAACCCGGUAGGCAUCCUCCGCUCAGUCAGUUCGGACAGCCUGGCACCUGCCCUGUAUCCCACCCUGCCCCGCUCCCCCUGCCCGCGGACCAGUGAGGCGGCUGAGGCCCCCAAUGGGUCGGUGGGGCCGUCGCUGCACGGGGCAGGGCACAAGAGCCAGGAGGGGCUGGCCCUGGAGAACGGGCUGAGUGACGGCUACUCUGACCUGCCCACCAUUGAGGAGGCCCUGCAGAUCAUCCACAGCAGUGAGCGGCUGCUUCCCGAGGGUGCCCCGGAUGGCUUCUACUUGCACUCGCCCGACCCGCCAAAAGCUGCUGUGCCGGAGAAGGCCCCUGCGCCCAUCGUGUACCGCUGCCACAAUGGGCCACCCAACGGCGCGGAACCAGCCCAGGAGGGCAGCCUGGACUCUGAUGUGGAGGAGCCCCCGCGGCCUGCGGGGGCCCCAGAUGACUCGACCUCAUGCGUGAGCUCGCUGAGCUCGCAGCCCGACAGCACGGCGUCCUCGGCCUCCGGUGUGCGCAUGACAAGCUUUGCGGAGCGCAAGAAGAAGCUGGCGGCGGUGGAGAGCAAGUCCAGUGGCAUCAGCUCAGAGGGGUCCGAGGCGGGGCCUGUGCCGCCCGAGGAAAGCCCUGCCCAGAGCCCGGCCCUCAGCUCGGAGAUGAGCCAGCUGGGGGCCCGGCUGGAGGAGAAGCGCCGCGCCAUCGAGGCCCAGAAGAAGCGCAUCGAGGCCAUCUUCACACGCCACCGCCAGCGGUUGGGCAAGAGCGCCUUCCUGCAGCUGCAGAAGGCGCCCGAUGCCCAGGGGCAGACGGAGGAUGGCCGCCUGGCCCUGGAGGAGCGCCUUGCCCAGCUGGAGGCCGAGGAGGAGGGUGGCAGCCCUCGCACCCGCCUGGAGAACAACAAGCAGGUGACCUUCUCCCCGGAGAUCACCAAGGCGGGAGGGCUUGACGAGAACCUGGGCGACUACAACAGAGCGGUGGCCAAGCUGAACACGGCCCUGAGUUCGCUGCAGCUGGACAUGCAGCGCCUGAGCGAGCAGCAGCAGCGCCUCAUGCAGGAGAAGAAGCCCAGUGCCCAAGCCUGGGUGAUCCCAGCCCCACGGACCGGCCGCGAGGGGGCUCCCCCCCGCUCAUCCCUGGAGCUCUCCUCGCCCUCGCCCUCGCCGUCGCCCUCCCGCAAGUCUCGCUCUCCACAGCCAACUCCCAAGAAGUCCCCGGCCCCUGCUCCUCCCAAGAGCCCCAAGCACGCCCGGCCAGUGGAGCUCAAACUGCCGACCCUCACGCGGGUCCUGACGCCUCCCCACAAUGUGGACACCCUCCCGCACCUCCGCAAGUUCUCCCCCAGCCAGGUGACUGUGCAGACCCGCUCCUCCCUGCAUUUUGCCGAGGAUGAGGAGCUGCCCGUGCCAGAGGCAGAGGCCCAGAGCAACUUGAGGCCCGUGGCCUCGGUGCCCCCGCAGGGGGGCAACGGACGCGUUUCCGGUGACGGCACCAGUGAUGUUUCCUCUCCCAGUGACCGGCGCAGCAGUCUGAUAGAAAUCCCUCUGUCCAGCCUGAAGGGGGAGGAGGAGGAGGAGAUAGACGGGGAUGACUCGCUGGAGGAAUCCAUUGCGGAGACGCUGGAUUCUGAGCCCCGUUCUGGGCUGGGCUUCUUUUUCAAGGAUGAGGAGAAAGCUGAGGAGGAGAUGGCGCAGAAGCGUGCCAGCCUCCUGGAGAGGCAGCAGCGGCGCAGCGAGGAGGCCCGGCGCAGGAAGCAGUGGCAGGAAGCAGAGAAGGAGCAGAGGAAGGAGGAGAGCAGGCAGCAGACGGAUGAGCGGACCCGGCAGGAGGAUGAAGUGGGGCCGAGGCGUGGGGACUUCACACGCCAGGAGUACCAGCGGCGGCAGCAGCUCAAGUUGAUGGAAGACCUAGACAAGGUGCUGCGCCAGAAGCCCACCACGGUGCGAGCCCUGAAGAAGGGGAGGCCCAAGACGGUCUUCUGCGACGAUUCUGCCCUUGCGCGCAGCCCUGUUAAAGGUCUCCUUGGCUCCAAGCUCAGCAAGGUGUACUCUCAAUCCACUCUCUCACUUUCGACGGUGGCCAACGAUCCUGGCAACUCGCUUUCCAUCAAGAGAUCUUCGCGAGCUGCUUCUCCUUCCGGGCCCAUGUCCCCCAGCAGGUUGCUGCCAAACCAGAGCCGGGAGCGUGAUUGGGAGAAUGCCUCCACUGCCUCCUCGCCUGCUUCCAUUCCAGAAUACACUGGACCCAAGCUGUACAAGGAGCCCAGUGCCAAGUCCAAUAAGUACAUUAUUCACAAUGCACUAUCUCACUGUUGCCUGGCUGGCAAAGUCAAUGAGCCCCAGAAGAACCGCAUCUUGGAAGAAAUUGAGAAGAGCAAAGCGAAUCACUUCCUCAUUCUGUUCCGUGAUUCGAGUUGCCAGUUCCGGGCACUCUACACGCUGUCUGCGGAGACGGAUGAACUGACGCGUUUAGCUGGCUAUGGGCCUCGCACCAUCACUUUGGCCAUGAUCGAAGGCAUCUACAAGUACAGCUCUGACCGCAAGCGCUUCACUCAGAUCCCUAGCAAGACCAUGUCCAUGAGUGUGGAUGCCUUCACCAUUCAAGGCCACCUUUGGCAGACCAAGAAGCCGGGCACCCCUAAGAAGCCGGGCACCCCAAAAUAGCUGGGACUGGCAGAACUGUGUCUGCUCUCUCCUUUCUGCCAGGACUUUGAGAUGCUGUUAGGUUGCCAGCCCAGCCUAGAUCUGUGGGGCCUUACAGACGGCCUUCUGAGAUGGGUGGCUCAAGUAGACAGGGCUGUUAGGUCCUGGAACAGCACUACCUCUGGCUGGAUCAGAGCCACCUGCAAAUCCUGCACAUAGUUCUUGUGCCUGAUCUGAAGAUGAGACUGCUGUUGG
Molecule: messenger RNA, 4398 nt
Organism: Varanus komodoensis (Komodo dragon)
Lineage: Eukaryota; Metazoa; Chordata; Lepidosauria; Squamata; Varanidae
Gene: CAMSAP3
Product: calmodulin regulated spectrin associated protein family member 3
Exons: 19
Coding region: 127-4164 (1345 amino acids)
Biological process (GO): cytoplasmic microtubule organization; negative regulation of microtubule depolymerization; neuron projection development
Cellular component (GO): microtubule minus-end
Molecular function (GO): calmodulin binding; spectrin binding; microtubule minus-end binding
Source: RefSeq, a predicted model, not a curated record